AUGUAAUUAAAAUAAAGAAAGAGAAUUGAUAUCUCAGAUGAUCGUAUUUAUUUAACAUCCACGGAUUAGCUCUCUUUUUCAAUGAUGAACCAAUACUCAAAUUGAGGAAGUUCAAGCUUAAGAAAUUGACCGAAUUAGAGGGUCUGAUGCAUCAAUAAAGUUAACGUAGAGAAUCAUUUAACUAAAAUUUCAAGCACAAUAAGUUAUAUUAACAACACAAGCAUCAAUCACUUGAUCAAGGCAAGAUGAUUGAUUAUGUAAAAGUUUAGAACAGAGAGUAAUGACCAAAUAUGAUUUCAUAGGUUAAACUAAGUGAAAUUACAAUAAAAACUAUUGAACCGUUCCCGUAUUCUUCAAAAUGAACCCUAAAAAAAUAAUGAUAAGAAUUUACCUUUCGUUGAGGUACUUCUAUACAUUGACUAUUACUUUAGUAAUACCUUUUCAGGAAAACAUUUAACAACAUCAUCAAAAAAUCUCGUCAUAAACACGAGAACAUCAAAGCAUCCCUGAAGAAGGUUGAAACUCUUUUGAGUGGGAUUGAGACUACACGAGAUCAAUACCCUCUGCUUUCACCCAUUGUUCAAACGAAACACACUCAGGUCAAGACAUGCAGAAAUGAAGAUAAUUCAACUCGCACUAUCAAAUCUCAAUUUCUUAAUGUAACCGAAUCUCCAACAGCCAGAGAUAGAUCCUCGUCUCUUAAAUACACCAUUGAGUAGAACAAUGAAAUUCGAAGUAACUUGAAUAUAUUAUUUUACAUCGUAGACAUGAGGAGAGCCAAAGUAAAGGAAAUUAUUUACAAAACCGAGGAAACCAGAGAGCGAAGUAUGGCAGCUGUAAGAUAAUUGUAAUUUUACUAGAAACUAUCAGUUUAUAGUGAAAAACCAGAUAGCAUCCAGCCAACAAAAAAAUAAUUAUAAUAGCUUCGUUUUAAGUGGGUUAGGAAAUUAAAAUAUAAAAUUGAAUUGCAUAACAAUUAAAUGAGAUAAUUCAUGGAUUUCUUGGAUUAUCUCAAAUCAUCUGAAAUAAAAGUAACAAAUGAUGAUCACCAUUAUUUAAAAUACUAUCGAGAUAAAUUAUUAAAUGGCGAUCAUCUUGUCGACCACGAUUUUUAGCUCAUGAUCAACGAUGAAAAGACUAAUGUUAUUGGCUAAUUAAUCAGAGAUUCAAUAGCCAUUGAAAAUUGA
This is a messenger RNA of Paramecium octaurelia, 1187 nucleotides long. The record is from the annotation of a GenBank genome assembly. NCBI's taxonomy places the organism in Eukaryota, Ciliophora, Oligohymenophorea, Peniculida, Parameciidae.